GCACGCGACUGAUCCACUCCUCGUCACUCGGUGCGGCCGCGUACCCUCUCUUUCUCCUUCCGCUAAACCCCAACAAACCCUACCUGCCGCCGCCCGCGCGCAGCUCCCGCCUUCGUCCGCGCCGGCGCCGCUCCAUCGCCCUAAACCCCCCCUUGUAAUUCCACCGGGAACUAGCUGAAAGGAGAGGGAGCAGAGGGGCAUGGCGUCCUCGGAUGACGAGACGAGCCGGCUCUACCGCAUCCGUCGCACGGUGCAUGAGAUGCUGCGCGACCGCGGAUACGCGGUCAGCGAGGAAGAAAUCAAUCUCCCAAGGGACAGGUUCAUCGACCGCUUCGGCAACCCCGUCCGCCGCGACGACCUCGCCAGCAGCGCCAUGAAGUUGGACGGCUCCUCCGAGCAGAUCUACGUGUUCUUCCCCAAUGAGGCCAAGCCCGGGGUGAAGACGAUCAGGAACUACGUCGAGAAGAUGAAGCAGGAGAACGUCUUCGCCGGCAUACUCGUCGUGCAGCAGGCGCUCAGCGCGUUCGCACGCAGCGCCGUUCAGGAGGUCUCCCAGAAGUACCACCUCGAAGUCUUCCAGGAAGCUGAGCUUCUUGUCAACAUUAAGAACCAUGUGCUAGUGCCAGAUCACGUGCUCCUGACAGCACAAGAAAAGAAGUCUCUUCUAGAGCGGUACACCGUGAAGGAAACCCAGCUCCCCCGGAUUCAGAUUACAGACCCGAUAGCAAGAUACUAUGGGAUGAAGCGCGGGCAGGUCGUGAAGAUCACCCGAUCCAGUGAAACUGCUGGAAGAUACAUCACCUACCGCUACGUUGUCUGAGUUUUGCUACAUUCUCAUGGCUUGAGCUUCCGCACCAAGUGAAAAUACCCCCCUAGUUACCAAUCUAGCUAUGUACUUUGAAACAUUUGUUGCAGCUGAGAAUCUGAAGUACCUUCGUAGUGCCCUGAUGCUCUCCCUUGAGAACUUGAUUGGCGUUGUGGCAUUUUGGCAGUAGAUAUAGGUUGCUGUUCCUGUAGCUGUGUUACAUCUAUUUUAGUGAUUCAUUGUGCCAUUUUUGACAAGGUUUGACCUGCGCAACUUCCGGUUACCAGGAUUAUGCUCUGUAUUAAUUCAUGCCUUCUGGAGCUGGUUUUCAAUCUGACGGGUGACGAAGAUUCUGGUUUUCUAA
Sorghum bicolor (sorghum) is the source of this 1169-nucleotide messenger RNA. RefSeq names its product DNA-directed RNA polymerases II and IV subunit 5A-like. The transcript is spliced from 4 exons. Lineage: Eukaryota; Viridiplantae; Streptophyta; Magnoliopsida; Poales; Poaceae. The coding region runs from base 200 to 820 and encodes 206 amino acids. Gene Ontology annotation, cellular component: RNA polymerase III complex; RNA polymerase II, core complex; RNA polymerase I complex. Gene Ontology annotation, biological process: DNA-templated transcription. Gene Ontology annotation, molecular function: DNA-directed RNA polymerase activity; DNA binding. The record is from RefSeq and is a predicted model, not a curated record.